ACCCCCAGGUACUUCUUCCUGCUCAACCUCUCCCUCACAGACCUGGGCUGCAUCUGCACCACUGUCCCCAAAGCCAUGCACAAUUCCCUCUGGGACACCACAACCAUCUCCUACAUGGGAUGUGCUGCACAGCUCUUUUUCUUUGCCUUCUUCAUCUCAGCAGAGUUUUCCCUCCUCACCAUCAUGUGCUACGACCGCUACGUUGCCAUCUGCAAACCCCUGCACUACGGGACCCUCCUGGGCAGCAGAGCUUGUGCCCACAUGGCAGCAGCUGCCUGGGCCACUGCGUUUCUCAAUGCUCUGCUGCACAUCUUCAAGGCUGUGCUGAGGAUCCCCUCUGAGAAGGGACGGCACAAAGCCUUUUCCACGUGCCUCCCUCACCUGGCCGUGGUCUCUCUGUUUAUUACCACCUCAUUCUUUGUCUACCUGAAGCCCCCUUCCACCUCCUCCCCAUCCGUUGAUCUAGUGGUGUCAGUUCUUUACUCAGUGGUACCUCCAGUACUGAACCCCCUCAUCUACAGCCUGAGGAACCAGGAGCUCAAGGAUGCUCUGAGGAAACUGAUAACUGGGUGUUUUUCAGAAGCAAUAAACUCGCCUUCUAAUGCAUGUUAUGUACCUCAUUAA
Messenger RNA from Pseudopipra pipra, 624 nucleotides. Its product is annotated as olfactory receptor 2B6-like. The annotation marks the transcript as partial. The transcript has 2 exons. Gene Ontology annotation, biological process: G protein-coupled receptor signaling pathway. Gene Ontology annotation, molecular function: G protein-coupled receptor activity; olfactory receptor activity; odorant binding. The record is from RefSeq and is a predicted model, not a curated record. Gene Ontology annotation, cellular component: membrane. NCBI's taxonomy places the organism in Eukaryota, Metazoa, Chordata, Aves, Passeriformes, Pipridae.